GCCACUCCGGACCCGCACUGCUCGGUCCCGCGCCGCGCGCUCGAUCCGGCUCCGCGUCUCCCCCCGUGUGCCCAUCCCGCAGCCUCCUCCCCGCGCAGACAUGGCCUCAGGAGCCACCCCCCCAGCCGUGAAGAUUGGAAUCAUUGGUGGAACAGGCCUGGAUGAUCCAGAAAUCUUAGAAGGAAGAACUGAGAAAUAUGUGGAUACUCCAUUUGGCAAGCCUUCUGAUGCCUUAAUUUUGGGGAAGAUAAAGAAUGUUGAUUGCGUCCUCCUUGCAAGGCACGGGAGGCAGCAUACCAUCAUGCCUUCCAACGUCAACCAUCAGGCGAACAUCUGGGCCCUGAAGGAGGAGGGCUGUACUCAUGUCAUAGUGACCACAGCUUGCGGCUCCUUGAGGGAGGAGAUACAGCCCGGCGACAUCGUCAUUAUUGACCAGUUCAUCGACAGGACCACCACGAGGCCUCAGACCUUCUAUGAUGGGAGUCACUCCUGUGCCAGAGGAGUGUGCCACAUCCCAAUGGCUGAGCCGUUCUGCCCCAAAACGAGAGAGGUCCUGACAGAGACUGCUAAGAAGCUCGGACUCCGGUACCACUCCAAAGGGACCAUGCUCACGAUUGAAGGACCACGUUUUAGUUCACGGGCAGAGAGCAUCAUGUUUCGUGCCUGGGGGGCAGAUGUUAUCAACAUGACCACAGUUCCAGAGGUGGUUCUUGCUAAGGAGGCUGGACUUUGCUAUGCAAGUAUUGCCAUGGCAACAGAUUAUGAUUGCUGGAAGGAGCACGAGGAAGUGGUUUCGGUGGACCGGGUUUUAAAGACCCUGAAAGAAAAUGCCAACAAAGCCAAAAGUUUGCUCCUCACGACCAUACCUCAGAUAGGUUCCAUGGAAUGGUCAGAAACCCUCCAUAACCUGAAGAAUAUGGCCCAGUUCUCUGUUUUGUUACCAAGACAUUAAAAUAUAGCAUGACUUCCCAGAAGAUAAGACUUUCUAAUUCUAGUCGUUUGGGGAAGUCUUGCUUAGUCUGAAAAGCUUUCAUGCCCUUGCCCGCUAAGGAAGAACAUGUGCUAAGACCAUGCCCGUGUGAAAGAUACCUUCCGAAAGACAUGGACUGCUCCAAAAAACAGCGAAGCAAAUGACCAGUAAACAUGUGAAAAUUCCUAACCUUUAGAGAAAAGACAAGAAGAUACCAUUCACCCUUCCCCCAUUAAAUUCAUAACAGUAACAGGUGGGAGGUGCAGUUUCUUAUGUUGCCAAGGAUAUGAAGACAAAAUGGGACUAUUUAUUGGUGGCACUGUAAAUGUGUACAGUCUUUCUGGAGAGCGGUUUGGUAAAUGUACCAAAAGGCUUAAAAAUACUUAACACCCUUUUUGCUGGUUACUCUGCUCCUUUCAUCUUUAAAAAUUCAUCUUUAAAAAAUUAGAAAUAUGGUAGUGAAUGAUAACUGCAAAGAAUUAUGUGUAAAGAAGGAUGUUUUAUAUUGUGCCAGUUUUUAAUAGCAAAUUUUCAAAACAAUCUGAAUAUCCAAAAAUUAGAGAUAAAUUAUGGUUUAACUCUAAUAGAUUAUGAAGGGGCCAACUGAAGAUCAUGUUUUUAUGUAAUAUUUAAUGUCCUAAAGGAUUGGUUGCUGUAUAAUAUAAAAUGAAAAAAAGUGAGCAUUUUACAGUACUGAUUUUGUUUUAGAAUUCUACAUAAAUGCAAAAAAGACUAGGAAGACAUAAUCUUUUGUUAUAUUUUAGGGGUAUAUUGGAUCAUUUUUAAUUUUCUUUAUACUUUCCUGUCUACAUAUUUUUUCUACAUAAAUAUAAUCAAAGAGCAUAGUUGUUUUAAAAAUAAAAAUUACUGAGCAAGAUCCAGCAUUUAAAUACAUUAUUUCUGGUAAUGAAGCAAAAAUUAAGAUGGUAAUAAUAAAAGGAGUUCUUUUUGAGUUCCAUCUUUAUUUUAUAUAUAAAAAAAAGAUCAUUAACGACUUGAACAGUCAUCGAGAUACUUUGCAAACAACUUCGUGAGAAGAGCUGGGCAGUUAACAUUGAGAUAGUCUUAAGCUAUCGAAAAGACUACAUACACACAUUAUUGUGUGCCAGAUAUUUUUUAAAUUAACGUUUUAUUGUUAACUUUAAAGGAAUGGGCUUUCUUUUCUAUCAGAGGCAGAUCUUUUUUUCUCAGGAUCAUUAAUUUUCACUGUGGUCUAUUAUACAGGGUCCUUGAAUGAUGUAGCUUUCGUCUGUUCAAAGUCUGUAAAGUCAGCGUGUUUGUGUCUAUGAGACUGCCUUCAAGAUUAUAAGCUACUAAUUGUAAACAGUGAAAUAAACCCGUUACCCUCCAGCAUUAAUA
Molecule: messenger RNA, 2329 nt
Organism: Myotis myotis
Lineage: Eukaryota; Metazoa; Chordata; Mammalia; Chiroptera; Vespertilionidae
Gene: MTAP
Product: methylthioadenosine phosphorylase
Exons: 8
Coding region: 101-952 (283 amino acids)
Biological process (GO): nucleoside metabolic process
Cellular component (GO): cytosol
Molecular function (GO): S-methyl-5-thioadenosine phosphorylase activity
Source: RefSeq, a predicted model, not a curated record